CGCUUGCGGGCUGCGCUUUCUUCUUUCUCCACUCUCCAGUGAUUUCAGAGAAUUAUAUUUUGGGAAAUUAUGGCGAAAAUCGAGUGCGUUUUCGAUGCUAGUGGUUAUAAAGUUGGUCUAGGAGAGGGCCCGCAUUGGGAUGACAAGAACCAAAGACUCCUUUGGGUGGAUAUUUUCGAUAGAACCGAUGAAACGAAGGGAAAAACUCUACAUAUUUCUGACCCUGCGACCGGAACUGACCAAGCCAUCAAAUUUGAUGUACCAGUGACUUCAGUUGUUCCUCGUAAGAACAAACCUACGUCAGUUGCUGUUACUUUCCAGAGAAACUUUGCUUUUGUUGACCUAGAGACAGGAAAACUUGAAAUUGUCAAGACAGUGGAUGAUGACAAACCAGGAAAUAGAUUCAAUGAUGGAAAAUGUGAUGCGGCUGGCCGAUACUGGGCAGGAACUUUGGGUCCAGAGCCAGUGCCAUUACAACUAAUGCCAUAUCAAGGUUCACUGUUUUGUUGGGAUGUUGGUGCUUCGGGCGUGUCACAAUGGAAUAAAGGGAUUUCCUUAUCGAAUGGAUUAGGUUGGUCAACGGACAAUAAAACCAUGUAUCAUAUAGACACAUAUGAAAGGAAAGUGUUUGCGUUUGACUUUGAUCUUGCGGCUGGUUCCGUUGCAAAUAGAAGAGCUGCCAUCGAUGUCGACGAAAAAUUCGGGUGGCCAGACGGACUUUGUGUUGACAACGAGGAUAAAGUAUGGGUUGCUAUGUAUGAUGGAGGACAGGUGGUACGCUACGAUCCUAUGAAUGGCUCUGUCAUUAGUUCCGUAAAACUCCCAGUUUCCAAAAUAACGUCGUGUUGUUGGGGAGGAAAGAAUUUCGACGAACUUUUUGUCACAAGUGCCAGAGAGUAUUUGAGCGAGGAAAAGGCGAAAGAGGAGCCUUUAGCUGGGUCUGUUUUUAAAGUCACAAACUUGGGAUGCAAAGGGAUGCGUGCACAUGAAUAUGAUGGAUGAAGCGCGUGAUUUAUGGAUAUAACUACACGAUAAACGUGGAUAAUCGUGGUGAUUUAUGGAUAUAAUUACAUGAUGAACGUGGAUAAUCGUGGUGAUUUAUGGAUAUUCUAAAAUGAAAAGAGAUAAUUUAUGAAUACGAAUCAAUUUGAUGAAUAAAUACAUGAUUUAUGAAUAUGACAACUGGAUGGAUGCACAUGGGCGAAGCUUUUAAAGUUGCUCAAGGGUCUGUCUAUGGCUAGGUAUGACAUUUUUUUCAAAAAUUUUAUCAGAAUUAGAUAUUAUCGUAGUAUAUUUUUAAAAAUUCAAAGGGAUUUUAAAUUCUAUUUGAUAAUUUUAAUCGUUUCGACACGAGAAAUUUUGAAUUAAAAUAUGGGUACAGUAUUUAGGAAUAUUUAGGAAAAGUUUAGGAAUAUUUAGGAAUUUUCUUAUGCAAGUACAAAAACUGUGCUGUUAGAUUUGUGUAAUGUGAUGGUCAAUAAUCGCGCUAUAUUUGCAAUGGUCUUUUUGGUUCAUGCGCCUGUCGUUGGCUCGUCGCAACUGGUCGUCGGUCGCCGUGAGGUCGGGGGUUGUCCCGACGUUUUCCCGAGGUUGUCAAUGCGUACGUGAAAUUUUGUACAGACAGUUUUGUUCUAGCUAUCCAUCAACGUAGAACAGAGGGUAAAAUGAGAAAUACUUAAAGCUCUAACUCCAAAGCAAAAUGACAAAGCAAAAAUUGCCAAUAACAUUAUCCAUAUGUAGUCCUACGUCUAUGUUUUUCUGACGAUUUUUUUGGUCCAACCAAUCAAAACCUCAAUUUAAUAAGAGCUUGUUUGAAUUAGAAUAAUAAUAUUGAUUUAAAUAAUUUACUACAUUUUAUUCCUAAUUUCAUACAGUACAUUUAAUAAAGCAAUUUUUAUAUUAAAUUUCUGUGUUGUGUCCACGCCAUGGCACGCGUAGCCAAUCAGGUGAUUGUCUGGCCGUGACGUAACGCUAGGAUUUCGAACCAACUUAUGAACCAGGUCUUCAUUUUAAUUUCCCUGCGAGAUUGCUGACGAUGCACGAUGAUAAAUGUAGAAACUAAAUGAAAAUGUUAAA
This is a messenger RNA of Dendronephthya gigantea, 2076 nucleotides long. RefSeq names its product regucalcin-like. The coding region runs from base 70 to 1002 and encodes 310 amino acids. The transcript is spliced from 13 exons. Gene Ontology annotation, biological process: L-ascorbic acid biosynthetic process. Lineage: Eukaryota; Metazoa; Cnidaria; Anthozoa; Malacalcyonacea; Nephtheidae. The record is from RefSeq and is a predicted model, not a curated record. Gene Ontology annotation, molecular function: calcium ion binding; enzyme regulator activity; gluconolactonase activity.